AAAGAAAUCCAUCUCAUCAAAAAAUCAAAAUCAUUUUGUAUGAACAGCCAUCAACAUCAACAACAAAAGUAACAGUCUUCACCGCGAUUUCUUUAUUAUAUUAUUUUUUUUGGGGGUAAUGUAAUUCGAUUUUUAGUUGAAAGUUCCAUUACCAUUUCGUCUUUCAAUAUAUGUAUCUGUGAAUAUAUGUGUUUAGAGAGAGAGAGAGAGAGGAAAGAGAGAGCAGUGCGGUGAGAGAAAGAAAGAGAGAGAGAGAGAGACAGACAGGAAGAAAGAAAGGGCUCCAUUUUCAUGGUUGAAUGAGGAGUAAAGCUAACAACUUUAUCGCAUUUGCCUGCUGAGAUAUAGCAGACAUUAUUAGGGUUUGCUUCAAACCCACAAAAACCCUUUUCAGUUUUUCCUCUGAAAGGGAGAACCCACCAAGGAUAAUCAAGGAAAAAGGCCAACGGUGAAUGUGAUUGGAAAUGUGGGCAUAUGCAUAAAGUGAGAUUGGAUGAUCCUGUUUGGAUUUUGAAGAUCUCUGCAUUGUAAUUGUCUAGAAUUGGGAGAAAGCUAUUGGGUCUGAGAUUUUGAUUGGAGUUGGUGAUUGAAUGCUCUGAUUUGGGAUUUAAGGGCCGGAGUGCACUUGUGGAAAAUUGCGCCGAGGCUCUGCACUUUUAUUUCCAGAAUUGACAAUGAGGUCGGAUAUGCCUCUUGACUAUGCAUUAUUCCAGCUGUCACCGAAGCGAUCCAGAUGUGAGUUGGUUGUUUCCAGUGGCCGAUACACAGAGAAACUAGCGUCUGGAUUGGUGAAGCCAUUUGCUGCACAUCUAAGGGUUAUAGAAGAGCAGGUCGAAGCAUCUGUUCACUCCAUUAAGCUCGAAGUUGAACGGCGAAAUGAUGCUGAGACGUGGUUUUCUAAGGGAACACUUGAGAGGUUUGUGCGGUUUGUUAGUACACCAGAGAUUUUGGAAAUACCAAAUACCUUCGAUGCAGAGGUUGCUCAGUUAGAAUCAGCUCGAAGAAUAUAUUCACAGGGGACUGGAGAUCAGCUCUCUGGCACUGGUGGGGCGGGAUCUAGUGCCACAGCAGCAGCUGAUGCAACAAAGAAGGAACUUCUGAGAGCCAUUGAUGUGCGGCUUGUUGCAGCGCAGCAGGAUUUAGCUACAGCCUGUGGUCGCGCUGCUGCUGCUGGUUUCAAUCCCGACACCGUGAUGGACCUUCAAAUGUUUGCAGAUCGUUUCGGUGCCCAACGCUUAUAUGAAGCAUGCAGCAAAAUCAUUUCCUUGUAUGAGAGAAGACCGGAUUUGAUUGGUUCAUGGCAGAAGGCUGGAGGAGGAGACGACUGGGCUGCCGUCCGAUCCUCACAUGGGUCAGACAUGUCCAUUGAUGAGGAGCCCACCACUCCCCCUGAAAGCCAGCCAACAGGUUUCCAUCAACCUCACCUCAGACAUGAACAACAAAAACAAAGAGGACAAGACCAAGAAUCCAAAACCCCUUUAACAUCUCAUGAGCCAAAGCCCUCAUUUACCUCUGGGGUGAAGAGCCGGGAAUCGAGUGUUGAAUCUGAGGAAGUAACUAAGCAAGACAACUUGGGACCUGAGACGGGCAAGAACCAAGAAGUGGUUGAGACUCCUGAUCAAGCUCAAUCGAUCCAGGCGAGUCAACCAUCAAGGCGGCUUAGUGUGCAGGAUCGUGUGAAGUUGUUUGAGAAUAAGCAGAAGGAGACUUCGGGAAAUUCUGGUGGUAGUGGUGGUGGAAAGCUGGUUGUGGGAAAAUCCAUGGAGUUUAGGAGACUUUCUUCUGAUGUGUCGGCUAUGGCUUCUGCGGCUGCUGUAGAGAAGGCGGAGAGGGCGGUUUUGAGGAGGUGGAGUGGUGUCAGUGACAUGAGCCUUGAUUUGAGUUUUGAAAAGAAGGAUCUUGAAAGCCCUCUUUGCACUCCGUCAUCAUCUUCUAAGCCUGAGGAUCAGAAAGAUACGGCUAGUUCAAGUAAACUACCUGAGAUGAGGAUUCUUCCGGGGAAGGUAGAUAACAGUGCAGCUUCCUUUGAUAAGUCAGAGGAGGUUUCUGAAGGAUCCAAGUUGAAUUCCAGUUCGGCUACGGUUGAUAGUAGUGCUUUGAAAGAUCAACCAUGGGGAAGGAGUCAACCGAAGUCAUUUUUGAACAGUGCUGAGGAUAAUAGUCUGGCAAACUCUGGAAAAUAUUUGAGGUCUUUUUCUAGUUUUAAUACUGGGGGUGCCAGUGGGGCUGAAAGUCAACACAAGUUUAAAGGUUUCGAGAAAAGGGACGAGGCUGUCAAGAUGAAAGGGUCAGCGGCUUCUGAGGUGCAGGCUAAAGGAGUCUCUCAGCUGCAUGUUGGGUAUUUUAGUGGAAAGGGUGACACAAGCUCAGCACGUGAACCUACUCCGAUUGAAUUCAAAGAAGUUGGAGUCAAGGAUAAUUUUGUUUCGGAAAGUCACUUGAAGGUUCCUCAAGGGUCAUCAAUGCUAGAAGGAGGUCUGGGAUCAAGAACUGACGAAAACUUUAGUGGCCAGUAUAAAGGAAAUGAAGGUGAGAAUUCAUCUUCAAAAUCCAGGGUUGAGUUCUCUGCGCUGGAGACAAAGGAUGUAGAAAAGAAAGACUUGGCUUCUAAUCUUUUUGGUGGUAGCUCUGCAGUAAAGUCUGUAGAUUCAGGACCCCAAAAGACAAAGGGUGAUAAACAAAUUACUACUGCCUCUGAACAUGUGAAGAAAAACAAAGUUCGGGGAGAUGAUAACACUCCAGUUUAUGGAACUUACAAGAAUUCCCUUUCUAGUAAAAUUGCAACUGAUAUUCCAGAGGACUUUGGUUCUUUCACAACCCCUCCUCCUCCGGACCAUUCUCAAAGGAAUAGACAGGCAAAAGGAAACCAGGAACUCAAUGAUGAAUUGAAAAUGAAGGCUAACGAGCUGGAAAAGCUCUUUGCUGAACAUAAACUUCGAGUUCCUGGAGAUCAAUCCAAUCCUGCUCGGAGAAGUAGGCCCGUUGACAAGAAAAUUGAGCAGCCGGUCAAUUCGUUUUACAAACCCUCCAUAGAUGCUGCUGCUGUAGGGCAUUUAGAUGAUGAUAUCAGCCCGUCUACUGUUGCUGGAAGUUCAAAGAACAUUUCCAAGUUAAAUGAUGCUCCACUGGCUAAAACUAGUAGUAAUUCUUCUGAGCUAAAUGCUUCAAGUGGUUCUCGAGGGAAAUUCUACCAGAGCUAUAUGCAAAAAAGGGAUGCAAAACUGAAAGAAGAAUGGAGCUUGAAGAGAGGAGAAAAAGAAGCCAAGUUGAAGGAAAUGCAGGAUAAUCUUGAGAGAAGUAGAGCUGAAAUGAAGGCUAGAUUUUCAGGAGCAACUGCUGAUAGUCAGGAUUCACAGUUUAAUGCUCGUCGCCGAGCAGAGCGACUGAGGUCAUUUAAUACCCGGUCAAUCAUGAGAAGAGAGCAGCAGCAGUUAGAUUUUGGGCAAAGUGACAAUGAUGAAGACAAUGGCUCUGAAUUUCCUGAUCAGAAAUAUUAUGUUGAAGACAAUGGGCCUUUAGAUGAGGCUACAUCCUUCAUUGACGGUUUGUCUAGAAGUAGUGCACAGAGUAAGAAAAUUGUUCAGGCUAAGAACAGUUUGACUUCUUCUACACCUCGCUCAUCUGCAGCACCUGUUAAAGCUGCUUCUCGCGCUACUGUUAAUUCCAGCCGCCGCAAGUUGCAAUCUGAAAACCCUCUAGCACAAUCAGUUCCAAAUUUCUCUGAGCUGAGGAAAGAGAAUGCUAAGCCCUCUGCAACCAGUAAAAUGACACGAUCACAAGUGAGAAACUAUAACCGCAGCAAAAGUACGAACGAGGACACACAAUUUAUCAAGGAGGAGAAGUCAUCACGUCGACCACAGUCCCUCAAGAAGAUCUCGGCAAAUCCCGUUGAUUCCAUCAGAGAGAUUUCUCCGUUGGACUCUGAGGUGGUUUCACUGAAUUCAAAGACACUGAAUUCAAAGCCUUCCCGUAAAAAGGGUAGCAUAGAUUUUGGAGUCAUUGAUGAUUUGGUCUUUGAGACAGAAAACUGUGUGGUCGAAGAUGAAGAAGAAGAUCAAUAUGAGGCUCUUGAAACCAAAAGCUCUGGGGAAAAUGUUGUAAAUCAAAAAUCUGAAAAGGGCUGCUUUGGAACAAAAACCACUGUAGCGAGAACGUUUGAUGACAUGGACUCCUCAUUGGUGGUGGCUGAAUUGCCUGCCUCUGUUCCUUCGGAUUUGCAUCCAACUGAAAGUGCGCAUGAUUCACCCGGAGAGAGUCCCAUAUCAUGGAAUUCACGAUCUCUUCAUCCAUUUUCUUACCCUCAUGACUUGUCCGACAUUGAUGCCUCUGUUGAUUCCCCAAUUGGAAGUCCUGCAUCUUGGAAUUCACAUUCUCUUAGUCAAACAGAGACUGAUGCGGCUCGUAUGAGGAAGAAAUGGGGGGCAGCUCAGAAACCAAUGCUGGUUGGCGGCAACUCUUCCCAUAACCAGUCCCGCAAGGAUGUGACUAGAGGAUUUAAAAGGUUACUGAAAUUUGGAAGGAAGAGUCGUGGCACGGAAAGUUUGGUUGACUGGAUUUCUGCUACAACAUCUGAAGGAGAUGACGACACGGAAGAUGGGCGUGAUGUUGCCAAUCGGUCAUCAGAAGAUCUGCGGAAGUCGAGAAUGGGAUUUUCCAAUGGACAUCCUUCGGAUGAUAGCUUCAAUGAGAGUGAAUUUUUCAAUGAUCAAGUUCAAUCCUUGCGGAGUUCUAUCCCAGCACCUCCUGCAAACUUCAAACUGAGGGAAGACCAUUUGUCUGGAAGCUCAAUUAAAGCACCGAGAUCAUUUUUCUCCUUGUCAACAUUUCGGAGCAAGGGAAGUGAGUCAAAACCUAGAUGAUUGUCUUUCUUUGCCCAUCAUUCAAGUUGUGUUGUCCGAACUUAAAGCAAUAUUCAUUGGAGAUUCCUGAUGAUGGAACCGAAUAAACUUCCAUUGGCCUCAACUUAGGAAAGUUGAGCUUGAAUACACCUCAUGUACAAAUUCGCGAGAGUACAGUUUCAAUUGGCGGAAUGAUAUGUGAUUUUGGUAGUGAAAGAAGCAUUUUCCCUAUUAAUUCAGGUAAUUUGUAAUAGAUUGUGCAGAUGUUUGUCAAAAAGUUAGAUUCUUGUCAAAAUCAUCAUAUAUUGUAAGAAGAUCGAAGAAGAGGUCUACUGUUUAUGCAAUUAGAACAGCUUGUAAAAAGACGGUGUACUGUUGACAGCUUGUAAAACAGACAGUGUACCACGAGUAUUAUGUGCACCUUGUCUUAUUUUUGGCGCUUCCGACCAUUCCUUGUUGAUAAGAUGAUGAUUGUUACUACGGUUGUGUAACUCUAAUGGAAAUUUAAGGUAGGGUUUAUGUAUUAUACAAGUAUCUUAGUGGCCGAUCCUUCCCAAGAAAAAGUACAUUCUGGAGUUUUGUUGAAUGGGUUGGGAUGAGAAAUACUAAUACUAACAAAGGAUCAUCCUUCUAUGCCAGUGUAAGUGUUGUAAACAUGUCCCGUAUGUAGCUUAAAUCCUUUGAAGUGGGUGGGUUUUUGGCCUUACAAAGAUGAAUUUGGCGUGAUCUGAUAGUGAAGUAUUACAUAUUUGUCAUAUUAGCUAGUAACCCGUUUUUGUCCUAA
This is a messenger RNA of Oldenlandia corymbosa var. corymbosa, 5622 nucleotides long. The record is from the annotation of a GenBank genome assembly. NCBI's taxonomy places the organism in Eukaryota, Viridiplantae, Streptophyta, Magnoliopsida, Gentianales, Rubiaceae.